This is a messenger RNA of Eimeria tenella, 441 nucleotides long. RefSeq names its product DnaJ domain-containing protein, putative. Gene Ontology annotation, cellular component: cytoplasm. Gene Ontology annotation, biological process: protein refolding. The transcript is spliced from 3 exons. Lineage: Eukaryota; Apicomplexa; Conoidasida; Eucoccidiorida; Eimeriidae. The record is from RefSeq and is a predicted model, not a curated record. The annotation marks the transcript as partial.
AUGUCGGGAGCAGCAGAUGAGGUGCUGCAGCAAACGGUGGUUUACGGGGCUGCUGCUGUUUUGCUGCUGUCCCCAAAGCUGCCGCAGCUGCUGCCGCAGCGCCAGGCGAAGCUCGUAGCUUAUAUAAGGACUCCAGUUCUGACUGCCAUUUUGAUGUACUUGGCCUAUCUGCCUGUGGCGACUCCUCGGAAUAAUUUUUACUCCAUUUUGGAAGUGGAUGUGCAUGCGACAAAAAAUGAUAUUCUCCAGGGUUACCGGAACGUGUCGAAGAAGUACCACCCGGACCGCGUGGCCUCUUCGGGUGUACAUCCACCUCAAGCAGCAAACUUUUCUCCCGAAGAUUAUUUUUUGGAAUUAAAAAAAGCUCAAGAGGUUUUGACCCACGACAUUCGCAAGAGUUUCUACGACAGAUUCGGAGACCUCAAGCAGGGCCAGUUUAGG